This is a messenger RNA of Erinaceus europaeus (western European hedgehog), 3209 nucleotides long. It is a transcript of the gene ZNF184, whose product is annotated as zinc finger protein 184. Gene Ontology annotation, molecular function: DNA-binding transcription repressor activity, RNA polymerase II-specific. The coding region runs from base 630 to 2744 and encodes 704 amino acids. The record is from RefSeq and is a predicted model, not a curated record. Gene Ontology annotation, biological process: negative regulation of transcription by RNA polymerase II. The transcript is spliced from 5 exons. NCBI's taxonomy places the organism in Eukaryota, Metazoa, Chordata, Mammalia, Eulipotyphla, Erinaceidae.
GGCGAGCAGUACGGAGUUAGCGCGCACGACCGGAAGUGACCGUGGAAGCUGGUUAUAGAUGUGGGAAGAGAUUGCCCCUGGGGAAGUACCGCCGCUUUAUCCUUACUUGAUUAGGUUUGAUAAUUGUUCUAGCGCUGCUGGAGCUGGAAGCCUAGGUUGUAGAUCCCUGUAGAGACAGGAAAGCCCAGGUAUCGCCAUGGUAACCACCAGUCCACGAACCGUAUGACGUCACCCUUCUUGCUUCUAGCUUGUCCUCGGCCGUAGAAAGCUGGGGAGUCUUCAACGGGUCACAGCUAGCCUCCUCUGAACCUAACGUUUCCGCUCUGAUUCCUUGAAGUGUAUUGUUCUUUUGUUCCGGUCUAGGAGGAAGAGCCAGAGUCGGGCCCCGCCCCGCUUGCCCGCUUUCCAGCUUUUCUGUUCAGCAACAGGGCGGCCAACCUCAGCGUGUGUAAUAAGAAGUAAGAUUCUUUCCUAGACACCUGAACACCCAUCUGGAAGAAGGCCGCUUGGGAAUCCCUGGUGUUCAGGUUCCAGGGGAACGGGAUGAGCUCCUGAGAUGGAAGGAAUCAGUGACCUUCAAGGAUGUGGUAGUGGACUUUACUCAGGAAGAAUGGAGACAAUUGGAUCCUAUGCAGAGAGAUUUGUUCAGGGAUGUAACACUGGAAAAUUAUACUCACUUGGUCUCUAUAGGACUCCAAGUUUCCAAACCUGAUGUGAUUUCUCAGUUAGAGCAAGGAACUGAACCAUGGACUGCAGAGUCAGAAAUUCCAGUACUAACUGUUGGGGAUUGGGAGACAAGACCAGAAAAUAGCAUUCCAGACUCAGAACUAGAAAUUCCUGGAAAGGAGCCAUCUCAAGAGGCAGUUAUAGAAAAACACAAAUGGGAUGAUCUUUGGAGUUCUAACUUCAUAGAAACGUGGGCAUCUGAAGGCAUAGAAAGGCAUCACACAAAGCAACAGGCACAACCAAGGGAAAUAAAAAUAACUGAAAAGACAAUACUGACUUGUGAGAAAGGCCCUAUAAAUGAUGAUUUUGAAAAAAGCAUUAGUGUGAGUCCAAACCUUGUAGCACAAGAAGAGAUAUCUCCAGAAAAAAUCUCUAAUAAAAUAACUGUCAAAAAGAGUUUAAAUCCACCUAAAAAAGAGAAAUCUUGUAAGUGCAAUGAAUGUGGGAAAGCUUUUAGUUACUGUUCAGCUCUUAUUCGUCAUCAGAGAACACACACUGGAGAAAAGCCCUAUAAAUGUAAUGAAUGUGAAAAAGCCUUCAGCCGGAGUGAAAACCUUAUAAACCAUCAAAGAAUUCAUACUGGAGAUAAACCAUAUAAAUGUGAUCAGUGUGGAAAAGGCUUCAUUGAAAGUCCAUCUCUUAUUCAGCAUCAAAGAAUUCACACUGGAGAAAAACCCUAUAAGUGUGAUGAGUGUGGAAAAGCCUUUAGUCAAAGAACCCAUCUUGUUCAGCAUCACAGAAUUCAUACUGGUGAGAAACCAUAUGCUUGUAAUGUGUGUGGAAAAGCCUUUAGCCAGAGAGGACACUUUAUGGAACAUCAGAAAAUACAUACAGGAGAAAAACCGUUUAAAUGUGAUGAAUGUGAUAAAACCUUCACCAGGAGCACACAUCUUACUCAACAUCAAAAAAUUCAUACUGGAGAGAAAACCUAUAAGUGUAAUGAAUGUGGGAAGGCCUUCAAUGGGCCCUCAACAUUUAUUCGUCAUCAUAUGAUUCAUACUGGUGAAAAACCAUAUGAGUGUAACGAAUGUGGUAAAGCCUUCAGUCAACACUCAAACCUCACUCAACAUCAGAAAACACAUAGUGGGGAAAAACCAUAUGAUUGUGCUGAAUGUGGAAAAUGCUUUAGUUACUGGUCAUCCCUUGCUCAACAUCUGAAAAUUCAUACUGGCGAAAAACCUUACAAAUGCAAUGAAUGUGGAAAGGCUUUCAGUUACUGCUCAUCCCUUACCCAGCAUCGUAGAAUUCAUACCAGAGAAAAACCCUUUCAAUGCAAUGAAUGUGGAAAGGCUUUCAGUUAUCUUUCAAACCUAAAUCAACAUCAGAAAACUCAUACCCAAGAGAAAGCCUAUGAAUGUAAGGAAUGUGGAAAAGCUUUUAUCAGGAGUUCAUCUCUUGCUAAGCAUGAAAGAAUCCAUACUGGUGAGAAACCCUAUCAGUGUCAUGAGUGUGGGAAAGCCUUCAGUUAUGGCUCAUCACUUAUUCAGCACAGAAAAAUACACACUGGAGAAAGACCUUACAAGUGUAAUGAAUGUGGGAGAGCCUUCAACCAGAACAUACACCUUACCCAACACAAGAGAAUUCACACAGGAGCAAAGCCUUAUGAGUGUACUGAAUGUGGGAAGGCCUUUAGGCACUGCUCAUCUCUCACACAACAUCAAAAAACUCAUACAGAGGAAAAACCCUUCCAGUGUAAUAAAUGUGAAAAGACUUUUAGUCAGAGCUCCCAUCUGACUCAGCACCAACGGAUUCACACUGGAGAGAAGCCUUAUAAGUGUGAUGAAUGUGACAAAGCCUUUAGCCGAAGCACUCAUCUAACUGAACAUCAGAACACUCAUACUGGAGAGAAGCCUUUUAAUUGUAGUGAAUGUAGGAAGACAUUCAGCCAGAGCAAUUACCUUAUUCAGCAUCAAAGAAUUCAUUCGGGAGAAAAGCCUUUUGGAUGUAAUAACUGUGGGAAAUCCUUCAGAUACCGUUCUGCUCUUAGUAAACAUCAGAGACUGCAUACUGGCAUUUAACUAUUCUAAGAACAUUAUAAGGAUGAGAGAUGUAGUUACUCCAGCUUGCCCUUUUGUUAAGUGCUGAUGAAUCAUGUAGGAUUGUGAAACCGCUUAAAAUAUUUUACUUUCCACUUUCAUACUAUGGAAUGAAAAAUAGAUCUGUUGAAAUAAUCCAAUGAUAUCAUUAAGCAGUUUUGUGGGAUUGAAAAAAUUCAACACUAACACUUCAGUUUCUUCUGUGAAAUGACAGAUUUAGUGUUAUUUAAAGGUUACUUGGAGUUUUAUAUAAUCACAAUAUAUUCUUGAGUUAGGAUUGCUAUACAGUGGCAUUUUUCUGUGUUACAUUUAGAGUGUAUAUAUUUAUGCAUGCUUCACCAAUAGAAAACAUUUUGAGCUUCAUUAUAUUGGGGGAUUUAUUAUUCUCUUGCUUUAAAUGCAUUGUAAUUAACUGGUGCCUAAUAAAAAGAGUAAACCCUCAAAUUA